This is a messenger RNA of Chilo suppressalis (striped riceborer), 5353 nucleotides long. Lineage: Eukaryota; Metazoa; Arthropoda; Insecta; Lepidoptera; Crambidae. The record is from the annotation of a GenBank genome assembly.
AAGUAUGAGCGUACCGUAUCUACUCUUUUUGUUUUAAUCUAAGAUAAUACGCGAAAAAAUCUUUGCACAAACCGAGUAUAUAAAACAAAUACACACAUAUGAAUACAUACAGAAAUACAUAGAUAUACAUACAUACACUCAUACAUACAUAGGCAAAUAUAUAUAUGUGUAUACUUAAAAAAAUAUAUAGAUAUACACAUUAAGUAAGUCUAAUUCGGUAAUAAAAUAAAUAAAUGUAUGAUAGGUACUUCAAAAUCUACAAGUUUAUUAAAUGUCAUCCCUCGGAUCGAAGUCACAGCUAGUUUCCAAAUACAAUGAAGUACUUUAUAAGCCCUCAGUGAAAACUCUAAGUAUAGUGGCUUUAUACUCGUAUACUCCUCCGGCUUCAUACGGAUUAAUAUUGAAAUUUCGUCUUCAGCAAAUAAUAGAAACGACAAUUUAAUUUGUUUUUUUUUUUCAUGUAAAUAAUAUAUUUUUUAAGCUUUGGUGGACAAGUUUUAAUUUUGGUGGCAGUGCAUAACUUUGGAUGUUAAUUACUCAGCGAUUAUUGCUACGAAAUUAUUGAUUCUCGAAGAAAUGAUUAAAUAUGCAAUUAUAUACUCCAUUUUAUAGUAUAGCUUUGUUUGUUUUUAAAAGCUUAAUAAAAGGUUUUUGUCCAAAAUCCGGCCCUGUGGCUCUCAACACAAUUUUUAUGGUAAAAAAUUUUUCGGCAUUUAGAUGUAGACAUAGUCAUAUUCUGUGCUACAAACCUAUAAUCAGAUAUUCGGAUAUAUUUUAAUAAAGACUCAUAUAAAAAGGACCCCACAUAUAUAUUUUUUUAUUUAGAUAGGCAAAUGAUUCUACCCCAAGGAUAUAAAAUGUUAGUGAAGUCCGGACUCAAAGAUAACUUGUGUAGCGGUUGUAUCUGCCACACGAGCCAAUAUAACUAUACCAUCCUGCAAGCUGCUUCUGUACUCCUUCUUUGAAUGACUCAGAUUGUUAGGAAGGGAGAAACACGUGCAUGGUCAGAGAACUGUAACUUUAGAAAGAAAAAAAGAAGAAAGAACACAUUUAUUGGUUACACAGCAUAGGUGCAUUAAAAACAAAACAGAAUAGAAUAAAACAUAACGACAAAUAAAAAUAAAAUCAAGAAAACUAAAUUAAGGUGCUGCUGUGCAGUUUUUGGCCCCUCUGAGGCGUUGGCUCCUGUACGGACGCCCUCAGAGGGUGGGAUGUCCGAGUAGCCCUGGCCGCUCGGACCCCCCACGAAUGCGGUUGCCGCGUUCCCCCCUCUUCUCCCAGGAGAAGGGACGAGGAGACGUAGGCGGCCGGGAGGGCGGAGAGGGACGGGAAGAACUACGCUUCCCCUCCAGCUCCCCCUCCCAGGAACGAAGCCCUCCGCAGCGGACGGGCUCUAGGCCGCGUACCCAGCGCCCAUGCGCGGGCCUACCUGCGGACGUAUGCGGUGUCCCUGCAGUCCCUCGGGAGACCCCUGCCGUGGAGCCCCGGCGAGGCCAGGCUGCCCAAGCUGCUAGGUGCGGGCAUGCGGAGAAAUCCCACCAAGGGGAUCCCGCGGCUCUGCACCAGGCAGUGGUGAAGGAGAUAAAAAAUGGCGUGUACGUCACCUUGAAACCGCCCGCGUACCCGGAGAUACAAAGUGAAGUGCUACACUCCAAAGAGGCCAUCAGAACGAUGGAUGACCACACCGACAACGACGCUAAGAAGACGAGGAUACCCAAGCUGAGGUUCCGGCAAGCAGCUUACAGAGUGAAGCAAGAAAGGAGAUCCAGUGAAGGGGAAAAAGUGUCAUAUCAACGACGGUCUUCAAUACCAAAACUAAAAAAAUCCACAUCAAUAGAAAGAGAGAACUCAGAGGAAAAAAUACAACCAAAAGAGAUUGCAUCGGCGCCAAUUGAAGACGAAUUUGACAAAAUAUAUGAUGAAACAGUCACGUCCCCUGUUAGUAUAGAUGAUAAUAUACUUAACACUGUAAUAGAUGACCCUGUUAAAAUAGAGAAUAGCUUCGAAGAAAUAAUACACGCUUACGAUGAAAAUGAGCAACCAGUUAACGUAGAAAAGCCGAAGCAUUCGAAAAUUCCAAUGUUAAAGCGCAAAAGCGAACCCCAAGUUGAAGUACCAACAAACAUUGAAAAAACAAGCGUAAACAACAAUUCGGUUGGAAGACUUAAAGUUCAAGAUGCAAUAAAUAAAUAUUCAAAAAUUGACAAUGAAGAACCUAAACCUAAAUACAGAAUACCAACGAGAACGGGUAUACCCAAAAUUUCUACUGAAAAACAUGCUUUUGAUGAUAACAAAAAUGAGAAAAAAGUAGAAGUCGCUAAUGUCACUAAUCUACCACUUCAACAAAAUGAGGUAGACACACGCAAUAUUGACAAUAUUUAUAAUAUAUCAUACAAGAAUGUUGAUAUAAUUGAGGAAAAAGCUCCUAUUUACAAUGAAACUAUUGAAUUGCUCCCUGCAAGUGAAAUAACUCAAAUAGAAAUAAAAUCUACGCAGCAAAAUUCUCCUAAUGAUCUAGUUAAGAUUGUACCGACUGAAAAUUUUGAAUCAACUACACAAAAUCUUCUGAGUAACUCAGAAUAUUCAAUUCAGCCUAGUGUCAAAGAAGAAUAUAAUAUAUCAGACACAUUGGAUGAAAAAGCUGUUAUUGACAAUCACGAGAAUAGCGAUGACGAUACACUACAUGAGGUAAAAGAAGCAAUCGUCAUUGAAGAGGUUAAUUUAAAGAGUGAUGAACACGGCGACAUUGUUUUAGAUGAUAACACUCCAUCAAUUAGAGGAAAAGUAAGCAAAAUGAUAAGACAACUUAGUUCCAAUACAGAACAUAAACAAGAAAAUAAAUUGAUAUUAGAUGAUAAAGUACCUAAACCUAAAUCUGUUUUAUCGAAGAUAGCAAUGUUUGAGCAUCCUAAUGUUUCGAGCAAUGUUCCCAAAUCACUGAAUAAAUCAUCAAUAAAACCUGUUCCUAGAUACACAGAAGAAGAUUUUAAUAAACCUUACAUUGUAAAUGGAACCCGGAAAACCACAAAUAACACAGUGAUGUACGAGGAAAAUAACAAUUUGGUGCACAAUGUUACUACGGAAGAGGUAGAUGUUUCUACUCUGACUAUUAUUGAUGACAUUCCAAAGGCUGAAGAGAUCACUAUUGAAGAUCCACCUUCGCAACACGAUGUCAUAUUAAAAGAAGAUCCAAUUGAAAUAAAUUCGAAUAAGAUAGAAGAAACAGAACUCGAAGCUGUUGAUUCAUACAGAAUAGAGUAUGCGAAACCUAUGAACUAUAUCGAAAACGUGCCACUCAAUAAUGAACCCAGCGCUAAUCAAAUUAGGAUUUUAAAUAACAACGAAGACGUGGUUAACGUCAAUUAUAAUGAUGACAAAACUGAAAACAGUAACAAAGUACUAAAUGAAAGCUACAGCGAUAUUGAUAUAUUUAAAAAUACUCCUAAAGAUAACAACCAAUUAAGUAAUAGAUAUUUCGAUAAAGGAACCGAAAAAACUGAUUUCAAGAGGUCAAGAUCUAGAUCUGAUGAUAGCUCACGUGCACAAAGAAUUAAGUCUGUGGCAGAUUUGGACUUGGGAGACGCGGUCAAAGGCAAAGUUCACAAUAUGAUAGUGCGAAUGAAUUCCGUUGAAAUGCUAAAUGUUGAAAAGAAGGAGGUAAUCAGUGCGAAAGAGAGGCCCCGGAAGAAAUCUGUGUCGGAGAAGAUAGCUUUGUUCGAGAGCAAAUUCUCCGUAGCACCUGUCGCGUCCGUAGCACACUCGAGUACAAGCGCUCGUACUACGAAGCCUCAACAGCAUACGCCCGUAGCAGAACUACGGGACGAAGAGCUGCAAGCAAAAAUUAAGGAGUUAAAAUCUGCCAAGUUAACGUAUGGACCGACUGAAGUUAAUAAGACGGUGGUACUCGCCAACGGUGUGGAAAUGCCAGCUUUGGCAAUCGGCACAGCAUUGUUAGACCCGAAACUGACGGUUCACAUAGUCUCUGCAGCCAUAGACUUAGGAUACAGAGCCAUAGACACAGCUUACAUCUACGGCAACGAGAAAGAAGUGGGUGAGGCUAUCAGAAACAAAAUAGAAGAUGGCACUAUUAGAAGGGAAGACCUGUUCGUGAUCUCGAAGCUAUGGAGCACGUUCCACCGCACGGAGCUGGUGGCCAGCGCGUGUAGACGAUCCCUGGACGUGCUGGGCUUGGACUAUGUAGACCUGUUCCUGAUACAUAACCCGAUGUCUUUUAAGGAAGGUCCAGACCCUAUACCGAAGAUAGCCAACGUACUCCAAUACUCGCAGUACGACUACUUAGACGCAUGGUUCGGAGUGGAAGAGCUCGUCCCAAUGAAGUUAGCCAGGAGUGUGGGAGUUAGCAACUUCAACUCGUCACAACUUCAGAGAUUGCUCGACAAGGCGAAGGUCAAGCCCGUAGUCAAUCAGGUGGAAUGCCAUCCGUACCUGAGUCAACACAAGCUGGACGAAUUCUGCUCAGAGCGCCACAUUAAGCUUAGCUGCUUCGGAGUACUGGGCUCUGGAGGUACUCCUAUGGACCUGAAGGGCUUCAACAACCCGGUGCUUGAGGACCCUCUGGUGCAGGUGAUGGCGGCAGGCCUGGGCAUUACGCCGGCACAGCUUCUGAUCAGAUAUCAACUGGAACUUGGGAGAGCUGUGGUAGUGAAAGCAUCAUCAGGUUCCCGCUUGUACGAGAACCUUCAAGCCAUGAAUUGUUCUCUUAGCGAGGGAGAAUUGGACGCACUGGCAGCACUCAACAGGAAUAGAAGGACGUUCACUUUUAAAGGAAUGGGAGACACGCACAAGAAUUACCCAUUUAAGGCACAAUUUUAGUGCCAAAUCUUCAUACAAAAUAAAUUAUAAAUAAGAUGUGAAUUUGUAUGUGUUUUGUGUGUAUUAGAGUUAAGUUUUUAAGGAUAAUGUUUUUUUAUUAAUCAAUGAAGUUCUUAUUGAAUUGACUUUAUGCAUUUUUAUAAUUGAGUAGGUACUCAUAAUUAUUUGAAUAUUGGAUUAAAAUUGAUUUUAGCAUAAUUGAAUAGAAUAGAGUUAAAAGUCUUAUUCUUUUAUUUCAUACAGACUACGUAGUCUUAAUGAAAUAAAUGAAUAAUAAAUAUUAUGUAAGUUUUUGUGUUCGUAAGUACAGUAAACGACAUAUCCAUAGUAGCACUUCGGUAUACUAAAAAAACAUUUUUUUCCAAAAAAAAUUUGGUUUACAGUGCUAGUAAAGAAAUGUUGUUCACUGUUAAAACAUUCAAUAUAAACUUUAUAAAAAUUGCGUGCUUUAUUCCCACUAGUUCUGUUGAACAGUUUUGUUGACAGAUCUAAUGGGAAUUUUCGUCCUACUAGUUCUGUU